This is a messenger RNA of Salvelinus namaycush (lake trout), 4500 nucleotides long. It is a transcript of the gene fam135b, whose product is annotated as family with sequence similarity 135 member B. The record is from RefSeq and is a predicted model, not a curated record. NCBI's taxonomy places the organism in Eukaryota, Metazoa, Chordata, Actinopteri, Salmoniformes, Salmonidae. The transcript is spliced from 19 exons. The coding region runs from base 1 to 4500 and encodes 1499 amino acids.
AUGUCUGAAGUACAGGGAACGUUGGAGUUUUCUGUAGAGCUGCACAAGUUUCACAAUGUGGAUCUCUUCCAGAGAGGAUUCUACCAGGUCCGAGCAGGGCUGAAGGUCUCUCCUCGUGUACCACACAGGUUGAUAGCAACAACACCAGGGAAUGCAGGUGACUGUAGUUUCAGCUCUGCGGCGGUCCAUGAUGGGGUCCAUGAGGACACUACGGUGUUCAGCCGGAUCUUCCAGAUCCUCUACCGAAACGAAGAGGUCAACGUUGAUGACCGCAUGCUCUUCAAGGUCCACUUGCUGCUGGACGGGGAGAGGGUGGAAGAGGCUCUGAGUGAAGUCGACUUUCAGUUGAAGCUGGACCUUCACUUCACAGACAACGAGGAACAGUUAGGGGACAUCGUGACGGUCCCAGUCAUCAGCAGUAGAACCCUGGGUCUCCACUUCCACCCCAGGAGAGGUCUCCACCACAAUGUACCUGUGAUGUUCGACUACUUCCACCUGUCCGUCAUCUCUGUUUCCAUACACGCAUCCUUGGUGGCCUUGCAUCAACCUCUCAUCAGUUUUGCCCGUACAGGGAAGAGUUCCUGGUUGGGGAAGGGCUCUCCAGAGAACGGUACUGACGCGUCGGCCAUGGGGGUAUCCAUGGAGAACCUGAUGUUUGGGGCUGGAUACUGCAAACCUGUCAUCACAGAGGGUAGUUUCUACGUCCCUAGUGAGAACUGUCUUCAGAGAGCUCACACGUGGCAUGGUAGACUCUGUCGCCUCUUACUGGUGGUACACCGAGGCGUACGCUCCUACUACACCACUCUGAUGAAGGAGAUACCACAGCUGGACCAAGUGGAAAUAGAGGAGCUACCUGUGGAAGAAACAUUAAAUCAGCUCACAAUAGAAUUACAGCUGCAGGGGGGCCAUGAGAAGGUAGCAGAACAGAUCAGUAGAAAUCUCACCCUGCUCUGCUCCCAGCUGUCGGCUUUGUGGACCCGCUUCCUGGAGGCUGCCGUACCCAACACACAUAUCCUGGCCCACCUGGCCCAGGAACACCACACACUCAGGGUCAGGCGGUUUUCAGAGGCAUACUUCUUCACAGAACACCCCAAAGAGACAUCCCUGACAUUUCAAGAGGACCUGAUCAACAGACACGGCCAGAUAGCUGUGGAGGUGCGUAACUCCAACUACCUGACCAGGAUGCCACCGUUACCUGUAGAGUGCCUGGACAUUGACGGAGACUGGAACAGCCUGCCUAUCAUCUUCGAAGACAGAUAUGUAGAGUCUCCACGGACAGAUUGGGGAUCAUAUGCACCAACACAUCUGCCCACCAGUGAGCAGACCAUCCCCAAGCCUCCUGUCAAUGAUGCAAACAUUAGUCUUCCUGCCCUGGACCAGCUCGCCAGCUCACCAGCAAUACCAACCAAGGAGCCUAAAGACAGUGAGGCUACGUACAGGUCUCUCAUAGGAGAGCAGAGCACCAGCAUUAUUACUGACAAGAUGGGUUCUUCAUCUAUUGAGACUCCAGACCCAGACCAGGCAGGAACAGACCGGGGAGAGCCAGUCCAGCCAGGGGAUCCAGAGGAGCAGACUGAGACAGAGGAGAUCUCAGAGGAGAGCCCUGGUUUAGGCCUGAGGUUCCUUACAGUCAGACCCACUGAUGCGGAUCUGUUCAGAGGAGAGGCAGUGCUGAUGUUCUCCUCCAACCACAAACACUGUACAGACCCACAACAUACUUCUAACAGUGAAGACACGACUUGGAAAGACUUGGAGAACCACCAGGACAUCAUCACACAGAGAUACCAGAACAUUAUCAGUACAGGAAUUGACUUGGAUGUAGAAGAGAAGGGCGUUGCUAUAGACAGCGACAGCAAGGAUGUUCCUCUGAGCAAUCUAACCACUAACCCCCAGGCUCCACUCAAAGAUCAUCCCCUCACGCCCCCUCUACCUACAGACCUGAGGAGAGAACUGGCCAACCGAGGGGUGGGGGUUGGUGGCUCCAAGAUCCUAAACCGCUCCCCCUCCGUCAUCUCCGACUCUGGCAUCGAGAGCGAGCCCAGCUCGAUGGCCUGGCCCCUGGACGUUUAUCGGACGGGAGGAGGGCGCCCUCUGGAAGAGAGCCUGGUACUGCAGCGCCUGGCGAGGAGACACCCGGCCCACCGCAGUUCCCUGGAGGGCCUGCAGACAGAGAGCGGAAACAGCGGGGGCAGCCUGCCCAGUGGAGGGGGUGGCAGCGCUGGCAUCCAGGCCUCCCUCACCUCCAUCUCCUCCCUGCCCUACGAGGACGACGAGGAACAGAGGAACCAGCUCAGUAAACUGACCAAGUCUGUCUCAGCUCCUCAGAUCUCCAGCCCUGAGGACACAGAGGAGGACAAGGGGGGAGCGGAGGAGGAGGUAGACACGGAGAGCGAGGGGACCAGCGGGUACCAGGACCAGGAGGAUGGAUACACUACCAUCUCCACUGCUGCCACUAAUGUAACGACUGGGGGUUUGAUCAGACACCUGGAGUCCUUAUCCGAGGUUAACCACUCCUCUCUGGAAGACAUCCAGGAGGGAGAGCUGCCUGAGGUUGGUCUGUUUGACUGGGGAGCAGCUCCCUCACCACCCCAGCAGGUGACCAGAGCUCAUCAGGAGAGUGGUUGUGAUCUUAAAGAAACUCUUAGAUCUAAUGAAUCUGCUCUGCCAGAGGCCCUGUCAGACACUCAGGACAUGAAGGCAGUCUUAAGUGGCAUUAGUCGAGUUCCUGAAGUCUUGUUGUUCCAACAGUAUGUUGAAGGUCAUGAUGACGUGAAGGAUCCAGCUAUAGUCCGUCAGAUGGAGGAUAAGAACCAUCACAGAGGAGAUAGCAGUGGUGUGUUAAACUCAGUUGACCCAGGUCUCUGUGAAGUAGAGAUUGCCCCCUGUAGCUGUGAGACCAAACCCUGUGAACAUGACAGCAGUGUGCUGGUGGAUGAUGUGAAGGAUAAUCCAGUCAGGGAUGACUGUCAGAGUCUCCAUCAGAUUGGGUUGAACGACCUUGUUGACCAGGAACGGCUGGAUCAUCACCAGACUCCGUCCCAGAGCCUCCAUCGGGUCGGGUUGCGUGACCUAGUGGUGGUCACACAGAGGAAGAGCCUCCAUGACCCCAGGCCUAUCCCCUCUAUCCCCAACCACACAGAGAGACCCAUCCACCUCCUAGGCCUUAUUGCCAAUGAUACGGCCAGGCCUGAUGACCUCAUAGGGCUCCCGGCCAAUGAGAGAGAGCAGCUGGAUCUCAACGGUCAGACCAAGUCGGCUAAGAUCCCCAGUAGCUCGGGGUCAGGGACGGGCUCGGGGUCAAGCUCAGGGUCAAACUCAGGGUCAGGCCUGUCCUUUAUGAACAGGAAGAUGGUGGAGGUGGUGAAUAUGUCUGUGUCCUGCGCUCCGACCUGUCUUCCCUUCUCCUCCGUUGUCCGGGACUCACCGUCCAUUAGCGGCAUCUCCACUCGACAAGCCGCAUCCCCCAUUACCCAUCAGCCCCUGGGCUCCUUCGGCAUCAUCUCUUCGUCCUCGUCCAAUGCCCUGGGGCCAGAUGACGAAACAAACGAGAGGAUGCUGCAUUUCUACAGGUCCAAAGAGGAUCUGGUGAAGGAGCUGGUAUUCCAGGCAACCCUGUACAGUGACCUCCCUCACCUGGCCUCCGACCUGCCCUACUUCCCCCCUGAGGAGGAGGAUGAGGAGUUUGAGGAUGGCAUACACCUGGUCGUCUGUGUCCACGGCCUUGAUGGCAACAGUGCAGACCUUCGCCUGGUGAAGACCUUCAUAGAGCUGGGAUUACCAGGGUCCAGACUGGACUUCCUCAUGUCUGAGAGGAACCAGACUGACACGUUUGCAGAUUUUGACACCAUGACGGACAGGCUACUAGACGAGAUUAUCCAGCACAUUCAGCUGUACAACCUCACCAUUGGACGGAUAAGUUUCAUCGGUCACUCUCUGGGGAACGUGAUCAUCCGGUCUGUUCUGACGAGGCCUCGGUUCCGCUGUUACCUGAUCAAACUGCACACCUUCCUGUCUCUGUCCGGACCACACCUGGGAACGCUGUACAACAACAGCACGCUGGUCAGCACAGGUCUGUGGCUGAUGCAGAAGCUGAAGAAAUCCGGAUCGUUGCUGCAGCUUACCUGCAGAGAUCAUACCGAUCCUCGGAAAACUUUCCUCUAUCUCCUCAGCCAGAAACCAGGGCUCCAGUUCUUCAAGAAUGUGGUGUUGGUGGCAUCGCCUCAGGACAGAUAUGUUCCCUUCCACUCUGCCAGGAUAGAGAUGUGCAGGACUGCACUCAAAGACAGGACCACAGGUCCAGUGUACACAGAGAUGAUCAACAACCUGCUCCAGCCGUUGGUGGGGGCUAAAGACUGUCGUCUGAUUCGCCAGAAUGUGUUCCAUGCCCUGCCCAACACCGCCAACACUCUGAUUGGCCGAGCCGCUCACAUCGCCGUGCUCGACUCUGAACUCUUCUUGGAGAAGUUCUUCCUGGUAGCAGGGCUCAACUACUUUAAAUAG